Molecule: messenger RNA, 525 nt
Organism: Phytophthora sojae
Lineage: Eukaryota; Oomycota; Peronosporomycetes; Peronosporales; Peronosporaceae
Exons: 1
Coding region: 1-525 (174 amino acids)
Source: RefSeq, a predicted model, not a curated record
AUGGCGCCCAAGUUGUCCCUGUCACACAGCUACUCCGAGCGCGAUUCCAACCCUUCCAUCCUGGUCCAGGACGUGGGCCGAGACGACCACGGCCUUGGCGACGUCUGGAGCGAACGGGGUCCGUACACUUCGUCGCGUUGGCGAGUCUCGUACCCUUACAAGAAGGCGAUAACAAGCUCCACAACGUGGAGCUUACGCUUGGCGUCGCUGUCGUCGAAUUUGCGCGGUGCCGGCGCUGCGUUGACCACGCGCGCCAAGCAGCUUCGUGUGCCCGAGCCGACUCGUUGGGCCAUCGCUCGACUGCGCAAGACCACGGUGGAGCCUUCUUCGCCACAAGAGCGCUCGCUGCCACGUGCAGCCUCCAUGCCGGUCCAGCGCCAAUCCAACACGUCAGAGGUUGACUCUUUCGGCGGCCUCGGAGACGAGCCCGAGGCCGAAGAAGACGACAGCUUCGACAAGGACGAACUCGACGACAAGCCGCCAAGACUUCAUCCACCCCGCUCUUGGACCCAAGGCGGCACAUAG